AUGUCAUCACAUUCCACUCACCAAACUGCUCCUGGCGCUCCCCCUUCCUGUUCUCUAAUCCAAUAUGUGGCGCCAAAGUCUUCACCUCCCAACCGGGAGUUGCUGGAGAUUUCUACUCACUUGCUCGUCCACAUGGGGGGGGCUGGUCCCUUUACUGACCAAAACACUCCUGACGCUCGGCUCGCUCCCCUAGACCCUCAGCUCCCUCUCCCAAGCCCACAUGCUGCCAGCGCUCAGCCCAAUCCUGCAAGCACUUUGUACCCCUCCCUUCACAGCACCCCCCCUCCUCAUUACACCGGCACUGGGGGCAGUUCGAUCAACAAUCCAGAUGGCUCCCUCCCCCAGACCCUCGGCUCCCUCCCCCAAACUCUCAGCUCCCACUCCCAAGCCCACAUGCUGCUAGCGCUCAGCUUGAUCUACCCCCCCUCAUUACACUGGUGCUGGGGGCAGUCCGAUCUUGCAAGCACUUUGUACCCCCCCUCCUCAUUACACUGGCACUCGGGGCAGUCUGAUCACUGA
Messenger RNA from Suillus paluster, 519 nucleotides. RefSeq lists its product as uncharacterized. The record is from RefSeq and is a predicted model, not a curated record. NCBI's taxonomy places the organism in Eukaryota, Fungi, Basidiomycota, Agaricomycetes, Boletales, Suillaceae. Bases 1 to 519 code for a protein of 172 amino acids. The transcript has a single exon.